AAAGUGGAAGCCGACGAAGAAUGCGACGAAGGAAUACUCGUUAAGGGAGACGAAUACGUGACCGGUCUUUGUUGUGACAGUAAAUGCAAACUAAUAGCGGGCUCUUACUGUAGUGACAAGAACUCAGACUGUUGUGCCUCUUGUAAGAUAAGACCGGCCGGUAUUGUAUGCAAACAUAAGGACGAACUCAAUUGCAAACAGGAGUCCCACUGUGACGGAGAGUCCGACAAAUGUCCCGAACCGACACCACUGGCCAACGAGACGCCGUGUCUGGAUAGGGGUCAGUGCAGAGCUGGCAAAUGCAUCACAUAUUGCGAGGCCAUCGGAAUGAUGCCCUGUCUAUGCGAGGACUCGAGGGACGCCUGUGUCCGGUGCUGUCGGUCAAACACCACACUCUUCCACGCGUGUCGUGCCGUCACCCCAAGAGAUCCGCUACCCAACGGAACGCCCUGUAAGUUCGGGUUCUGCGAAAACCAGAGGUGCGAAAAGAAUAUACAGGACUUUGUCGAACGAUUCUGGGAUGUGAUCGAAGAGAUUAACAUCAAUACGUUCUUCCGUUUCAUGAAAGACAAUAUCGUGGGCGCCGUUAUAAUGAUAACACUACUCAUUUGGGUUCCUAUCGGAUGUGCCAUUAAUUUCUACGAUCAGAGACACAAAGAGAAGCUGAAGAAGAGAAGCGCUUCGUUCGGCAGCGACGCCAGUCAGCGUCGGGUAAACCUAAGGCCCCGCAGUUUCAAUAGCGUCCUCUCGCGGCCCAGCGUUAGGGGCGACAGAGGAGACCGACUGACACAGACCUCAGUAUACUAUCCGCCCGGUUAUCGAUACUAAAAACUAUAGAGAUUUUUAUAACUUAUAUAUUUUUAACGCUCAUUAUUAUAUGAUAUGCAAAGUAUUUGCUGUGAAAUCUAAGUCACAAUUUUUAAUCAAACUUUUUUAAAAUUUGUUUCCAAUGUUUGCUCUAUUUUGUCCCCCAAUUGUUAUAACUAUAUUAGAGAUAUUCUUAUCAUAAAUCAAUUAAUAUGUAUUUAUUUCCCAUUCGAUUAACACAACUAUUAAUUAUUGUAUAGAUUAUAGAAACUAUCAUUUGUUAGCUAAUAAAAUAAAAGCUCAAUUCAAACGUCUA
Messenger RNA from Medioppia subpectinata, 1123 nucleotides. NCBI's taxonomy places the organism in Eukaryota, Metazoa, Arthropoda, Arachnida, Sarcoptiformes, Oppiidae. The record is from the annotation of a GenBank genome assembly.